CUGGAAUUGUGUAAUCUUUGACUUCUGACAUUGAAAACCUUCCAUUCCGGUGGUAUUAAGAUAAUUCGCUUUAAUUAAUUUCUGCUACAUCAUUACCGGCGCUUGUUUUUGAACGGUCUUGUCUCAACUACUUUGCAGAAUGCCUACUAAAGCUGUGUGUGUUUUAAAUGGUGAAGUUGUAAAGGGAACCCUUUGGUUCGACCAAGCGAGCGGCAAAGAUCCAGUGGUCGUCACAGGCGAAAUCAGCGGUUUAGGUAAAGGCCUUCACGGUUUCCACAUUCACGAAUUUGGUGAUAAUACCAAUGGAUGCAUCUCCGCCGGUGCCCAUUUCAAUCCCGAGGGUAAAGAUCAUGGUGCUCCCAACGCUUCAGUUCGCCAUGUCGGCGAUUUGGGAAAUGUGGAAGCUGGAAAUGAUGGAAUUGCAAAGGUAAAAAUUUCCGAUAAGGCGAUUUCAUUGGAAGGUGCCAACUGCAUUAUUGGUCGUACUUUAGUAGUACACGCCGAUCCCGAUGAUCUUGGAGUUACUACUCAUGAAUUAAGCAAAACUACUGGUAAUGCCGGCGCAAGGGUAGCAUGUGGUGUUAUUGGAAUUGCCAAGUUGUAAUCAUUCCCAAAUAUGUUAUUUUGUUAGAAUGUUUAAAAGAUUAAGACCAAAUAAAAAAGCUAAUCUUGAA
Molecule: messenger RNA, 674 nt
Organism: Photinus pyralis (common eastern firefly)
Lineage: Eukaryota; Metazoa; Arthropoda; Insecta; Coleoptera; Lampyridae
Product: superoxide dismutase [Cu-Zn]-like
Exons: 2
Coding region: 140-604 (154 amino acids)
Biological process (GO): removal of superoxide radicals
Molecular function (GO): copper ion binding; superoxide dismutase activity
Source: RefSeq, a predicted model, not a curated record